AUGCUAAAUCAGCUGAACGGAUGGAUCUGUGCUGCCUGCCGUUGCAGCCCUGAGUGCAACCCCUCGCAGAUCUGUGAUCACGGCGAUGAUGCUGAGUCAGCCGAGACAAUCAACGUACCCGUGUCCGCGCUCAAAGUUCUGGACCCAGGUGCGUGUUCUUCCGAUGAUAUGUACGACGAAUUCUGCGACGAAGCUGAACUCUGGGCUGACCUGAGUGGAUUUUGGUAUCGACAGAAAGACAAUCACUGCGUCGGAGAAAUCUGCGAAGGCAGCUUGAUUUGGCAUGUACAGUGGAACUUACCGAAGGAAGUAUCCAAUCUGCAAGUGCUUUCGCCAGAUACAAUUACUCUUGGUAUUCAAGAUGAGGUUUUACUGGGCAAAGUCCAGCGGCAUGCGCAGACAGCAAUUCACUGGAGUGACGGCGAUAUUUGGCUACGGAAGUGA
This is a messenger RNA of Symbiodinium sp. CCMP2592, 444 nucleotides long. The record is from the annotation of a GenBank genome assembly. Lineage: Eukaryota; Dinophyceae; Suessiales; Symbiodiniaceae.